Molecule: messenger RNA, 3580 nt
Organism: Engraulis encrasicolus (European anchovy)
Lineage: Eukaryota; Metazoa; Chordata; Actinopteri; Clupeiformes; Engraulidae
Gene: acox1
Product: acyl-CoA oxidase 1, palmitoyl
Exons: 14
Coding region: 155-2170 (671 amino acids)
Biological process (GO): lipid homeostasis; very long-chain fatty acid metabolic process; fatty acid beta-oxidation using acyl-CoA oxidase
Cellular component (GO): peroxisome
Molecular function (GO): FAD binding; fatty acid binding
Source: RefSeq, a predicted model, not a curated record
GCAAGGUUAGCCAAAGCUACUUACGUUACGUGUUUAUGCCUGACAGUGGCAGCAGCUGAGUGGAUUUCGUAACUGUACAGAAAAGUUACAGUUUUCUCUUGGAUGCCACAAUUAGUAGUUUACUUGUUUUGAAACGGCAAGUAUCACCAUUGUCAUGAAUCCGGACAUUUUAAGAGAGCGUGAAAAUGCUACAUUCAAUACGGAUCUUCUUACAAACAUUUUGGACGGGGAUCAAGAGAAGACCCGCAGGAGAAGAGAAAUAGAAUCGUUGGUCAUCAGUGAUCCUGAUUUCCAGCAAGAGGACCCCAACUUUCUGUCUCGGAGUGAAAGAUAUGACGCAGCCGUCAGGAAGAGUGCACAGAUGAUCCUCAAACUCAGAGAGUAUGGGAUUUCUGAUCCAGAGGAGAUAUACUUUUACAAGAGUGUGUAUCGAGGGAUCAACCACGAGGCGCUGGGCGUUCACUACGUCAUGUUCGUGCCCAUGCUGCAGAGCCAGGGUGAUGCGCAGCAGCGCAAGAAGUGGCUUCCACUGGUCGAGUCCUUCAAGGUCCUGGGCACCUACGCCCAGACCGAGAUCGGUCACGGGACGUUCAUCCGAGGUCUGGAGACCACCGCGACCUAUGACCCCGCCACACAAGAGUUUGUCAUGAACAGCCCCACCAUCAGCUCCAUCAAAUGGUGGCCCGGAGGAUUGGGCAAGACGUCUAACCAUGCGGUGGUGUUGGCCCAGCUCCACACUCAGGGCACCUGCCACGGCCUCCACGCCUUCAUCGUCCCCAUCCGAUCCAUGAGCACACACAUACCUCUACCAGGUGUCACCGUGGGAGAUAUUGGGCCCAAGUUUGGCUUCGACGAGGUGGACAACGGCUACCUGAAACUGGACAACGUGCGGAUACCUCGCGAGAACAUGCUCAUGAAGUAUGCUAAGGUGGAGGCGGACGGGACGUACCACAAGCCUCCGAGCUCCAAGCUGACGUACGGCACCAUGGUCUUCAUCCGCUCCAUGAUCGUGGGCGAGUCGGCGCGGGCGCUGUCCAAAGCCUGCACCAUCGCCAUCCGAUACAGCGCCGUCAGACACCAGUCUGAGCUGCGGCCCGGUGAGCCGGAGCCCCAGAUCCUGGACUACCAGACUCAGCAGUACAAGCUGUUCCCCCUGCUGGCCACCGCCUACGCCUUCCACUUCGUGGGCCAGUACAUGAGGAGCACCUACCACCGCAUCACCGGGGACAUCAACCAGGGGGACUUCAGCGAACUGCCAGAGCUGCACGCCACCUCUGCGGGCCUGAAGGCCUUCACCACCUGGGUGGCCAACGCGGGCAUCGAGGUGUGCCGCAUGGCGUGCGGCGGCCACGGCUACUCGCACGCCAGCAGCCUGCCCGGCAUCUACGUCACCUUCACCCCGACCUGCACCUACGAGGGCGAGAACACUGUUAUGAUGCUGCAGACGGCCAGGUACCUGAUGAAGAGCUACAAGCAGGCCAUGUCUGGUCAGCAGCUGAGUGGCAUGGUGUCCUACCUGAACGAGGCCCAGCAGCAGCGCCAGAUGCAGGCCCAGCCCGUCUCCUCCUCGCGCCUCGCCACCACCGCCACCGCCGCCGCCGCAUCCGUCCACCUCAGCGACCUGGCCAGCCUGGUGGAGGCAUACAAGCUACGCGCCGCCAAGCUGGUGGAGGUGGCGGCCAAGAGCCUGCAGGGGGAGCUCCAGAAGAGCCUCAGUCAGGAGGACGCCUGGAACAACUCCUCCAUCGACCUGGUCCGCGCAUCUGACGCCCAUUGCCACUACGUGGUGGUGAAGCUGUUUGUUGCCAAGCUGGAGGAGGUGGGGGAGGCGGCGGUGCACGCGGCCCUCAGCACACUGGCGCAGCUCUACGCCCUGCAUGGCCUCGCACAGCACUCUGGAGACUUCCUCCAGGCCGGGCUGCUGACGGUGCCUCAGCUCUCCAGCGUCUCGCAGCGCAUCAAGAGUCUGCUGGCGGAGGUACGGACCAACGCGGUGGCCCUGGUGGACGCCUUCGACUACCGCGACGAGAUCCUCAACUCGUCUCUGGGACGCUACGACGGCAACGUCUACGAGCACAUGUUCGAGUGGGCGCGCAAGUCUCCGCUCAACCGCACAGAGGUUCAUCCGUCAUACCACAAGUACCUGAAACCUCUUCAGUCUAAGCUGUAAGCUCCUUGGAGCACGAGAGAGGACAGCACACAGUCAGCACUAACUUCAAGCAAGAGGGGUAACGUAACGUGUGUUCCCUCUGGAGGAAGGGGGAGUUGGUGGGCGGGCGGGCACUCUGCAAUCAUAAAGGAUGCGUCGUCCCGCACGGUCAUAUCAUUUCAAAACAUCUGGAUGCCUUCAGUUAAUCGGGUUUAAGACCCACAACUCUGCAUGUUGAGAGAAAGCACUUAAUCGAUUGGUGCAAAGUGAUGUCUCACAGGUACCUCAAACUGUAUGCUUACUUUACCCUCUUUUUUUGGAGGAAAAAAACUAUUACAACGGUAACAUUCCCCUUCUCAUCGGAACCAUUUCAUGGCCGAAUGGUUUGACAACCCGUAUAUACAGCAAAUAUGGUCAAUACAAGAAGUCAAAGGUUGUAAAAGAAGUGCAAAAAUAGAAAAGUUAGCAGAUACUUGAUUUUUUUAUUUUUGCUAAUCCACUUAAACUGUGUUUUUUUUUUACUAACCUGUCAACCAUUGCCUUUGCACCAGUGAUGUCUUCCUUGUUUAGUAUGUUCAGAAAAGAACUGUAACCGAGAUACUGUACUCUAGGGCUGGGCGGUAUACCGUUUAAUUUUUUUAUUUAUUUUUUUUUUUUAUUUUUUUUUUUUUAUUCCAAAAAGUGAUUAAAAUAGAAAUGGAGAUUCAUUAAAAUUCAGGAUUUUAUCUCUUUUAAUUUUUAUUUCAGCUUUUUCUUCAGAAACAUUGAGAUGUGGGGGAAAAUCAGCACUUAUGAAAAAAAAAUCGAGCAGAGAAUAUAGAGUGAUAUUAAUUUUCAUCUAGAAAACCGUGAUUCAGAUUUUUUCCAGAACCGCCCAGCCCUACUGUACCCUACUGUACUCUAGGAUAACUUCAUUGAUGAUUUAAAUGUAAAUAAUAUGGAGAGAGCGAGCGAGGGAGAACACUCCCUGAAAACUAGCUCACAAUCAUGAUUUGAAAUGAAACUAAAGGGAGUGUAAUCCUAUACAGUGGUAAUUCAAGGGCUGCUGUUCACCCAGGCCAUGUGUAACUGAAUGUAAUAUUAACUACAUUGGAAAUCUGUAAUAUUAAAUCAAAUGUGUAAAUAAAUAUAGUUUUCUAACAACUGUAAUGGUUUUUAUGUAUUUUGGAGAUGUAGUAAAAAAAAACUGGAACGUUUUAUGCUUUGUAGAUACAGUCAUUUAAUUUUUAUCAUUGCAAAAUGAUUACAGUGCAACAGCUUAGCAGUCCAACAAACCAGGCCAAUGCCGUUGUGCAUUACUAUUAUGAGUUUUAAAUCAGUUGAUCUUGUCUUGAUGUAUACAGACCUUUGUCAUUGGUCAGAUGCGACCACCCAAAUGCGAAUGUUUUCUGCAUUAAAUUGUUAAGUUGAGAAUGUUUGUGGUGGCUGUGA